Molecule: messenger RNA, 5043 nt
Organism: Sabethes cyaneus
Lineage: Eukaryota; Metazoa; Arthropoda; Insecta; Diptera; Culicidae
Product: nucleolar protein dao-5-like
Exons: 7
Coding region: 83-4909 (1608 amino acids)
Source: RefSeq, a predicted model, not a curated record
GAAAGGUUUGCGUUUUCGAAAGCACAAAUUUAUUAACUCUUGGGGGUAGAAGCGGCUCGCCUUCCCCGGAUAGUAAACCAAAAUGGUGUUCUUUGACAGCAGCAACCGGGAAAAAUCGGCCCAUGAAUGGUUCAACGAGAUUAAGCAGUAUGAAAAAGCACCAAUUCGUUUGUCUGACAUCGACAAUCUUCUAGAAGACAGUAUUUUCGAUACAACCAAUGGCGCCAGGUUAGUGGAGUACAUGAAAACGAGGCGUACCGGCGGCCGGAUGCGAUUGCAAAAUAUUUUCGAACAAGUCGCAGCGCAAGUGAGACGACCACGCUUCAACCUCAGAGCCAAUACGUCCGAUCCAGAACCACUGCCAGACUCUCCGAUACAAUCGGAGUCUCCGAAUGAACCGGAAGCUCCGAAUGAACCGGGAGCUUCCAAUGAACCUCUUUCCCCAAAUGACGAUGCGGUGGCAGGUCCGUCUUCGCCACCCGGAGCAGCUCCGGUAGUUAAUCCAGAAUCCAACGAUAGGAAUGCAGCAGAACAGCAGAAUGAGCCCGAACCAACCGAGCAGACCGACAUCCCAGUGAAAGAUAGUAAAGUUGGUAGGAAGGUUCCAGUAAAAUCACCCGUUGUAUCGUUAGCCAGGGAGGCAAUGAUAAAUCAGUAUCAUCGUACAAAUGCUGCCAAGUGCAAUCUUUUAAAACAAGUGACCACCAGUACGCCGAAAGUGGAUACUAAUGGCGAACUAAGCAAAAUAUCUACAUUCACGACAUCAAUUUCACCCAUCGUGGAGAGUGACGACUCACCUGAAUCUCAGCCGAGGGAAUGUGUUCCAGCUUCGCAACCGUUGGCAAGUUCACCCAUUCCAGUUAACGUUCCAGAGAACAAACGAUGCAAUUCACCGAUUGUCCAGCAAUUGCUUGCACCUUGCUCCCAGCCUGUGACCACAGCGCAACUAGCGACUCCACAGAAGGUUAUUGUGGUACGAACAGAUGAGGCUGAAACGAAUGUGCAAUUGGCGCCAGAAUUGGAAAACCAACAAGCAAAUGACAUGGUUAUCCCGGAGACACCGAGUCCCGCGAAAAUGUUGGACGAAUCACCGCGACUUCCGCAUCCACCGAUACAUCCGCGAAGACUCACUGCUACUUUCAUCGAGAUGGAAAACGGGUUUCACCCCGAUGCGGAAAACAACGACGUAAUGACAUCUGAUGAAAGCGAAUCUAUCAAUGUUUCUAACGAUGUGGACAAGCCGGAUGUUGCACCUGUAUUGAAUGUUUCGAUACCUAAAAGUAUACUUAAGGAUGCGGAUGUAUCACUUCGCAAGCGCAGCUCGCUACGAGUGUCCUUUUCUCAACGUUUGGUAGAGCAAAGGGAGAUUUCACCAGCUCCGUCUAUACCAGAGGCACAUUACUCCAGUUGCUCUGAUGACAGCAAUGAAAGCGACAUUGAUGAGGACGAGUUUGAAGUAGUCGAUGAGGUGUACAGUGACGACAGCGCAGAAUACGGUGCCGGUGUCGACGAGUACGACGACGUGGACCAUAUUGGACGAAAUAUAAACAAAAAUUAUGUUGCCAUAUCUGAGCAGCCGGGAUCGCCACUGCUUAACGUGGUUGACGAGGAACCCGGCCGCCACUGGUUCGGAGCAGCAACGCCAAGAGAAGAUAACGAAGAAAGACUUCAGCUGUCUCCGACGACCAUUAGAAAAUACGACAAAACAAACUUGCAACUAGUUGAUAUCAUCACCGAUUGGGACGACGAAGUUGACGAUGACGAUGACACAGAAGUGGAAUCCGAAAAGUCAAUAGAUGAGAUUCCAGAAACGCAAAAAGCGGCCAAUACAACCAAUCUGGAAGCCAUGGAAAUCACGUCCAGUAACAUGGAAGAGGAUGCUGUCCGUUUGAUAGAUCUCCCAUCGCCUCCCAAACCAGUUCAGUCGCCAGCGAAACAGGAUGGAGAAUCGGAUUUGCCUCUCUCCCCACCACCUCAAUUUACUGAUUCGGCUAAAAAACGUUUUGCGGAAGCAAACGACGAAGCAGUUCUAAAUCGUCUUCAAAGUGAACUAACAAGUGUUCAAUCUCCGACGCAUGCGACUGAGCAAGGCGAACUCAAAGAUGGUUCUUACGAGAAAAUACCAGAGUCGCUAGUCGAAAUCGCACAAUCAUUCCGCGAUCCUGUUCCGAGUGACAAAACUGCGGCAGCAGCUGUCACAGACACGUAUCGUAAACCGAACAAACCUCCAAAAAAGAAAGGCCGGAAAGCAAAUACGGCCGAUCCAGCUACGGAGACAUAUUUCAAAACUGUACAAGAGACAUUCGCAAGACCGCUAUCUCCUAGCACGUCGUCAGUGAAUACCACAAAGCGCAAACUAUACCUGGCUAAGCCACUGUCUGAGAAGCUCACCAGCCCAUUAACUUCACCAGGAAAAGCUACACACAACGAAAAUGCUUACUCGCUGCAUGAUCUUCGUGUUGUAGUUCAGAAAUUAUGCCUACCAGCAGUUGAAAAAUCAAACGACCUUGAGAAGGUAAACAAUAGGGAGAACGAAAUGGAGACGGUCGAUAAAGAAAAUCCAGUGGAAGAGACUGAAAAUCAACCUGAAAAGCUACUUACAAUGGACACAGAUGAAUCUGAAGCUAUUGAGAUGAAUGACGCCAAUAAAGAUGCCGAAAAUAGUAAACCAAAACGAAUAAAUGGAAUCACUAGAAAGACUAGGUACAAAACAAAAGAAAAAGGUAACGAGGAAAAGCAAAUGGAUGAACAAAUUGUGCAACCGAAUGACGAACAGACGGAAGCGACAGAAGAAAAAAGUCCGAAGCGGAAGGGCAAACGCACUCGGCAACUAAAUUCACCGCCUGAACCUACCGCAGUCGAGUCACCGGAACCAGUGAAACCCACAAACGCAGAAACCGCUGACACUGACACAGACGCUGAACCAAGUUCGCCAGUCGCCGCGAAAGCCAGCACACGUUCACGAACGCACAAACCAACCGAACCGGACUCCCCUUCACACGAUACCGGUAACAUAGAGCGGCAAAAUUCUCCGGAAACUGCAGGCAGUAAGUUAACAUCCAAACCAUCGAAACGUGGCAGACCGAGGAAGAAAGCUGUGCCUCUCGGUGCCACUCCUGAGGAGAAAUCGCCACACGCGGAGGAGCUGGCCUCCACCGAGGUGCAGCAGGAGUCCGGUUUGGCUCAAGGUUUUGCUGCUGAAGCGACUCCAUCGUCCACGGCCACGUUCGAUACUUGCGCCACCGGUGAUACCGUUUCGGAGGACGCAAGCUCCGCCGUCGGCGACCAAUCCGGUGAACCGGCAAUCGAACAAGAUUCGGCAGCAUCGAAUGGUGAUGGAGAAGAACGCGAUUUGAACGAUAACGGUGAACGGGUGCGAACAUCCGAAGAUGAGGAAUUUGCAGGGUUUGAAAUUGUCACAGCGCCACAGCCGGAGAAAAAGCAGCCCAUCAGUAGAAAGAAAAAAACGAGAAAUCCUCAAGUGGAACUGGCCGAGCCUGAAUCCGGCGUUCCUGUUGUAGUUAUAGAGGAAAUGCCCCAUUCAAAGGAUUUGGAAACAAAGAAACCAACUCGCUCGAGCCCGACGAGGUCCCGAGGUAGGCCGAGAAAACAAGCACAAUCACCGCCGUCUCCUGUGGAAUCCCCGGUACCGGAGAGAGAGGAAGAAACUGCUUCACAAUUACCACUCAAGAAACGAAAAAUUCGUGAUAACUCUCUCGAAGAUGCUGAUGUUAAUGCUUCCCGUGAAACAUCUUCCCCGGGAUUAACGGUGGGCGGCGAAGAAGGUGACGAUGCAGUGGCUUCCAAGCCUAAAACCAUUAGUAGGCAUCGUUCAGCAAAGAACGAUGCUCGUCAGGAGAACAAGAAAAAGGUGGACUUAGAAAAGAAGCAACAAAAACCGAGGCCAAUGUCGCGUUUCCUGCGAGAUUACGAUGAUGAUUUGGAUAAAACUUGGGUGCCUAGCGGUACUAAAAUGCUAAAGGAGAAAACUAAUUCUCUCCGGCGGCAUCUGGAUCGAAGCAAGCAGGGUAGCGACAGCCUGGAAUCGGAACAACCAGUCCGCCGAAGCAAACGGGACUGCCGAAUCGCAUCACCAAUUCUCUUAACCAAUCCACUCAUAAAAUCCGCUACCCAAAAACCAAACUAUCUGCCGAUAACUCUUGAACAGAUGCUGGAGGCUGAACAUUUGGCACGGGAAAUCGCCAGGAAAGAAAAGCAAAAUUACAGGAAACCUCGUGCAGCGCCAACUAAACAGCCUGUCCCAGCUAGCGUUGCAGCAAAUGACGCGGAGAGUCGAAAGCGCACACAGCAUCAACCACCCGAAAAUCAAACGCAUGCAAAGAAAACUCGGGUUCAGGAAAGCUCCGACGAAAAUGCGACAGCUGCUGUAACUCAACUCGUACGAGACAACGUCGCCGAAAACAAAGACGUACACGCCUGGAUGACGAAAUUGAUUAACGGAACGCACCGGGACGAAUCAUUGCCGACAUAUUCCGAUGUCGGGGUAACUACCCAUUUCAAGUUAAAUGACCUGAGCUUUCAGGAACGGAAUGGAAUACAGUAUUCGUUCUUCGAGUACUCCGAAGGAGAAAAUUAUGGCUUUCUCCGAUUUGCUCCGUCGGUUCAUAAAAAGAAAGCUCUUACUGCAAAUUACCGACUGAAAUUUUUGAUGCUUAGUGGCCAAUUGCAUUUCCAUAUUAAUGGCAAAGACGUACUAGCACGAGCGGGAGAAUUUGUAAUCAUCGGUGAGGAUUCGAAAUACAGCAUAAAAAAUGGGGAAGCAAUUUCUCUGAUUUUCAUGAUUAAAGUUUCUAACCCGGUCGGACAGCAACAACAAAUAUCGAGAAUUACAAAGCAGACUACGUCGACGAUUGACACCAUAGAUAUAGACUACACGCUGGACAAAUAAUCAUCCGGUCUCCCCCGUUUAUGAGAAAGAAGUUUGGCAAUAGUUGUGCAUAGUUUUAUGAAUUUGUCUGACAUCAUAACCCGUAACUAGUACCGUAGUAAAAUGCAUUGGAUGUAUAUUUUUAUUCCGUUGGA